AUGAAAUCUUGCUCUGAUGAUGUCCGUCAUAGUACAGGCAAAAGAUUAGCACAGUUUCAUCGUGGUCGAAGGACAGUCAGCCGAGGACUUCUUCGGACAAUUCAACAGUCUUCCUUACGCGACAAUCCUCCAUCGGUUUCCGGUGAGACCACAUCACGAAUUUGGUCGACAGAAACCAAUGAGCAAAUCGGGGCACUUUUCGGUCACAACGACGGAGUUACUUGUGUUGCAAUCAGUGAAUCAACUGUCGUCUCUGGCUCUUACGAUAAAACAGUUAUCCUCUACGACUUCGACAUCAAUUAG
Molecule: messenger RNA, 303 nt
Organism: Protopolystoma xenopodis
Lineage: Eukaryota; Metazoa; Platyhelminthes; Monogenea; Polystomatidea; Polystomatidae
Source: the annotation of a GenBank genome assembly